Messenger RNA from Glycine soja, 2291 nucleotides. RefSeq names its product pyruvate decarboxylase 1. The coding region runs from base 269 to 2038 and encodes 589 amino acids. Lineage: Eukaryota; Viridiplantae; Streptophyta; Magnoliopsida; Fabales; Fabaceae. Gene Ontology annotation, molecular function: carboxy-lyase activity; thiamine pyrophosphate binding; magnesium ion binding. The record is from RefSeq and is a predicted model, not a curated record. The transcript has 7 exons.
UUCCUAUUAAAACGUCAAAAGUGGAAUAGUCUUGGCUGUCACACACCCUUCCCAUUUGGGAGUGUUAAUGUGUUGCGGUGGUAUUUACGAAUAUUAAAGUCCACGAAAACAAAAAAUGUGAAACAACAAGGCCUAAGUUGCCUGUUUUUGGAUCCCGCAAACAAAUAGCACAUGGUUUUGGAAACCCCUACAUAAACCCCUCCCUGUCGCUCCAUCCACAGUCACAGUCACAGUCACAGACACACGUCAAAAUAUCCAAUCAUUUCACAUGGAAAGUGCCACUCAAGUCGGUGCGGCGGCUCAGCCCAGCUCAGCUUCAGCGUCGGUGAUUCCCUCCGCCUUCGACGGCACCCUGGGCCGUCACCUUGCUCGCCGCCUCGCCGAGACCGGUGUCAGGGACGUCUUCUCCGUUCCCGGCGACUUCAACUUGACGCUCCUCGACCACCUCAUCGCCGAGCCGAGUCUCAACCUCGUCGGCUGCUGCAACGAGCUCAACGCCGGCUACGCCGCCGACGGCUACGCGCGCGCCAAGGGCGUCGGCGCCUGCGUGGUCACCUUCACCGUCGGCGGACUCAGCGUCCUCAACGCCAUCGCCGGAGCUUACAGCGAGAAUUUGCCAGUGAUUUGCAUCGUCGGAGGACCCAAUUCCAACGACUACGGCACCAACCGGAUCCUCCACCACACCAUCGGUUUACCCGAUUUCACCCAAGAGCUUCGGUGCUUUCAGGCCAUCACGUGUUUUCAGGCAGUGGUGAAUAACUUGGACGAUGCGCAUGAACUUAUUGACACUGCAAUUUCUACUGCUUUGAAGGAAAGCAAGCCUGUUUAUAUCAGCAUAAGUUGUAACCUUCCUGGAAUUCCUCAUCCAACUUUUGCUAGAGACCCCGUGCCAUUCUUUCUUGCACCUAAGGUAAGCAAUCAAGAAGGAUUAGAAGCAGCAGUGGAAGCAACGGCUGCUUUACUGAACAACGCUGUGAAGCCAGUGAUUGUGGGUGGGCCAAAACUAAGGGUAGCAAAGGCACAAAAGGCCUUUCUGGAGUUUGCAGAAGCAAGUGGAUAUCCAAUAGCAGUUAUGCCGUCCGGGAAGGGACUAGUACCAGAGCAUCAUCCACAUUUCAUUGGGACAUACUGGGGUGCUGUCAGCUCUAGCUUUUGUGGGGAAAUUGUGGAGUCUGCUGAUGCAUAUGUUUUUGUUGGCCCCAUCUUCAAUGACUAUAGCUCCGUUGGAUACUCGUUGUUGAUAAAGAAGGAGAAAGCCAUAAUAGUGCAGCCUAAUCGGGUAACCAUUGGCAAUGGUCCUUCCUUGGGCUGGGUUUUCAUGGCUGAUUUCUUAACUGCAUUGGCUAAAAAAGUGAAGACCAACACCGCAGCUGUGGAGAAUUACCGGCGUAUCUAUGUCCCACCAGGCAUUCCUCUGAGGCGAGAGAAGGAUGAACCACUUAGAGUUAAUGUUCUAUUCAAGCACAUUCAAGAACUGCUAAGCGGAGAUACUGCUGUAAUAGCUGAAACUGGAGACUCAUGGUUCAACUGUCAGAAGCUCCAUCUGCCUGAGAAUUGCGGGUAUGAAUUCCAGAUGCAGUAUGGAUCCAUUGGUUGGUCAGUAGGUGCUACUCUUGGAUAUGCACAGGCUGCAACAGACAAGCGUGUAAUUGCUUGCAUUGGUGAUGGCAGUUUUCAGGUAACAGCACAGGAUAUUUCAACAAUGAUUCGCUGUGGACAAAAGACCAUCAUCUUUCUCAUCAAUAAUGGAGGUUAUACAAUUGAAGUUGAGAUUCAUGAUGGUCCAUACAAUGUGAUAAAGAAUUGGGACUACACUCGCUUUGUGGACGCUAUCCAUAAUGGGCAAGGCAAAUGCUGGACUGCCAAGGUACGUACAGAGGAUGAUCUGACUGAAGCAAUUGCAAAAGCUACUGGACCACAGAAAGAUUCACUAUGUUUUAUAGAAGUUUUUGUACACAAGGAUGACACCAGCAAAGAAUUGCUGGAAUGGGGAUCUCGUGUUGCUGCUGCUAACAGUCGUCCUCCUAAUCCUCAAUAGAAAAUCAUUUCCUAAUUAUUGGCCUGUUUUGUGUAUUUUGUUGAAUAGAGUUCCACUACUGGAUAUUUACAAGAGAAAAACGACAAAAAUGAAAAAUAAGUUGAAAUAAAUGUUUGCUUUUCCAGAUUUGUAUCUGGUCUCGUGUUGCUGACUUGUUGACUUGUUGUAAUCAUGAACUAUUAUUGCUUUGUAAUAAUGUCUUGUAUAAUGGAAUUGUUAAUGAAUCAAAGAGGAUAUAGCCAUUGUAUGUAAA